Molecule: messenger RNA, 1468 nt
Organism: Daucus carota subsp. sativus
Lineage: Eukaryota; Viridiplantae; Streptophyta; Magnoliopsida; Apiales; Apiaceae
Product: probable pectate lyase 5
Exons: 4
Coding region: 40-1269 (409 amino acids)
Molecular function (GO): pectate lyase activity
Source: RefSeq, a predicted model, not a curated record
AUCUCAAACUUGUUCAUUUUCUAACUCUCUUGUACUUUAAUGAAAUACAAAGAUAUGUCAAUUGCACAGGCUUUUCUUCUGGUUGUUUUUCUUGUUCAAGCUCCUGGCUUUAUUCAAUGUUUUCGAAAUGUCGAAGAUCCAGAGCUUGUAGUGGAAGAAGUGCACAGGAGCAUCAAUGCGAGUAGGAGGAAUCUUGGUUUUCUGUCAUGUGGGACUGGGAAUCCGAUAGACGAUUGCUGGAGAUGCGACAAGAAUUGGGAGAAGAACAGGCAGAGGCUGGCAGAUUGUGCUAUAGGGUUUGGAAAACAUGCUAUUGGAGGAAGAGAUGGUAAAAUUUAUGUGGUCACUGACAAUAAGGAUGAUGAUCCUGUGAACCCGAGGCCUGGGACAUUGCGGUAUGCUGUGAUUCAAGACGAGCCUCUCUGGAUCAUUUUUAAACGCGAUAUGGUGAUCACACUGAAAGAAGAACUCAUGAUGAAUUCCUUCAAGACUAUAGAUGGCCGAGGAGCAGACGUCCACAUUGCAGGAGGACCCUGCAUUACUAUUCAGUAUGUGACCAAUAUUAUCAUCCACGGUGUUAAUAUUCAUGAUUGCAAGCGAGGAGGGAAUGCUAAUGUCAGAGACUCUCCGGAUCACUUUGGCUGGAGGACUGUCUCAGAUGGAGAUGGAGUGUCAAUUUUUGGAGGGAGUCAUGUUUGGGUUGAUCACUGUUCUUUAUCUAACUGUAGAGAUGGCCUCAUUGAUGCCAUCCGAGGAUCGACAGCCAUUACAAUUUCAAACAAUUACUUGACACAUCAUAACAAGGUUAUGUUGUUAGGCCAUAGUGACACUUAUACACAAGACAGGAAUAUGCAGGUGACUAUUGCCUUCAACCAUUUCGGAGAAGGCCUAGUUCAGAGGAUGCCAAGGUGCAGACAUGGAUACUUCCAUGUGGUGAAUAAUGACUACACUCAUUGGGAAAUGUAUGCUAUCGGGGGGAGUGCUUCGCCUACUAUCAAUAGCCAGGGCAACAGAUUUCUGGCGCCUAAUAAUGAGUUCAACAAAGAGGUUACAAAGCAUGAAGAUGCGCCAAAGACAGAAUGGAGCAGAUGGAACUGGAGGUCUGAAGGAGACUUGUUGUUGAAUGGUGCAUUUUUCACUACUUCAGGAGGAGGCACGUCUUCAAAAUAUGCCAAGGCAUCAAGCCUAGGCGCGAGAUCAUCGUCUCUUGUGGGGACGAUAACAGGAGGGGCUGGUGUGCUUAGUUGCAGGAAAGGCUCCCAUUGCUAACUGAUGACCUUGAGUGGCAAAAGAAGCCAUGGAUUUCUUAAUAUUAUAUCAAAGCCAAUUGUAUUUACAAUUUUGCAUGCUUAUGCAGCACCUUAAAAUUACAGAUGGUCAUUCUGUUAGGCCAUCUUACUUUCCUUAAAUGAUUAACACCUUAGCUUUUUAUAUUGCAAAAAAUAAAAAGAACUGUAUUUGGUAGAUC